This is a messenger RNA of Leptosia nina, 1491 nucleotides long. Lineage: Eukaryota; Metazoa; Arthropoda; Insecta; Lepidoptera; Pieridae. The record is from the annotation of a GenBank genome assembly.
AUGUGUGCAAGUGGAGAAAAACAUGAGCAAAGCACAGAGAAAAAUGUUAAAAACGGUUCUUGGAGCUACGAAGAAGCUUUUGAAUUGACUGGACACGGCUGGUACAAUUACAAGGUGUUGAUAGCAUGCAGUCUAAUAUCAGUGGCUAUGGCGCUCGAUAUGUUUGGCUUCGCUAUAACUGUUGCUGCUGCUUCGUGUGACCUGGACUUGAGCAUCAGUCAGAUUGGGAUACUCGCUGGAUCUCCAUUUGCAGGAUUGCUUUUUGCGUAUCCGUGGGGAUAUUACGCAGAUACACGAGGAAGACGCCGAGCCUUGCUUCUGUCCACGGCAGUCGGAUCUCUUUUCGGUCUGCUCGGGAGCUUCUCUGUCAAUUGGCAGAUGAUGCUGGUUCUGAAGGUGAUCGGGUGUAGCUUCUCAACAGCAUCCUUCACCCUAACGAUAACGUACCUCGGCGAAAGCACAAGAGAGAAGAACAGAGGCCAGUACAUCUUCGUCAUGAUGAGCAUGAACUUGGCUACCGAGUUCUUUUCUUAUGGCCUUGCGUAUCUCGUCCUACCCCUAUCUUUUUCCUUACCCAUGUCCCUUUUAGCCAUUUCCUUUAACUCCUGGAGGUUAUUUAAUAUAAUCCUCGCUGCUCCUCUGGGUAUUGGAGCUUUACUCAUGCUCUCCUUAGAAGAAAGCCCGAAAUUUCUCUCGGAUAAAGGCGAAGAAGAUAAAGCAAUUGAAGCAUUGAAAAGGAUAUUUAUAGCUAACGGUGGUGUAGAAGAUGACUUUCCUGUUGAAACCUUACAUUCCACGUGUCAAGUCAAAGAGAUUUCCUUUUGUGGUUCAAUGGCGCAGCAGAUGAAGCAACUGUUUAUGCCUCCUCUCCUCUGGAGGACGAUGCAGCUAUUUUACGUGAUAUCACUGACUUGCUCCAUUAACAACGCGUUUGUGAUGUGGUUUCCUACAAUGUUGGAUAUUGUAUUCAAAGCUAUAGCAACAGAGAGCGAAGAAGUUGUAUUCUGUGAGAGCAUUAAUGAAGUUUCAGUUCCUGGCGGAAAUGCAACGGCUACAUGCAACGGUACACUAUCAGAGGAGACAAUAUUUUCUGGUAUCGUGGCCAGCCUAUUCUUCUCCAUAAUAAACUUGUCAGUCGCUAGGUUCGCAUCAUGGCGACGCUUGCUGUUGAUAAUUGUUCUUGGAGUAGCUGGUCUAAGCUGUGUCAUGAUAAUAGUCAUAAAGCAGCCAAUAGCAAGUGUUAUAUUCUUUUCUUUAGCACAAAUAACAGCAGUCGGUACUGGAGGCAUCGCUUCAUAUUUCGUGGACUUAUAUCCCACAUCUUGUAGGUCGCUAGCCCCGAGUUUGGGCUUUAUGCUUGGACGAUUAGUGUCAUUAUCAGCUGUUGUGCUGAUUGGUGCCACCGUUGUCAACCACUGCAGUGCAAUUUUUUAUACAUUCGCCGCUUUAGCUUUUUCUGGAUGUCUCGUGUCAGUGUUCCUACCAUUGUAA